UAGUGGCUCUGUCUGCGAAAAAUGGCAGAGCAAACACAGCAACAGCAAGUCUUAUCGCCGUCUACACAUUCUAUUACGACGACUUCAGUUGAAUUUAUACAGCAUAUAAACGUAGAAAACGCAAAGUUUUUGGCAUUGGUCGUAUUGCUUUGUAUAGUAAGCUAUCAUGGGGCUUUACACUUCGUAUACGGAAGUGAUUCUUGCACAUGGCUACUCAGUGAUGGCCGAUUCCAAGGACCCCAUGUGUGGCAGCCAUAUGGCUGUAUGCUGCAUUCGUAUGAUAAGAGAGAUGCGAGAUACUGCAUGCGGUAUAUCAACUACUGGGGAGGGCAGACACACAUACUGUUUGUUGGAGACUCUCGGAUAAGGCAGCUCUAUGAGCAGCUGGUUCAUCACAUCAGCCUCCAGGAGAUCCCCACUGGUGCCAAGCAUUCCGACAUGCAGUUUAUUGAUAACGAACUCAACCUGAAAGUCGAGUUCAAGUGGAUGCCAGUAGCUAAUGCCAGCAUGUACGAGCUGUUCAAGUCGUACCUGAACCGUGAUAAACCCAACGUGCUCUUUGUUGGCAGUGCAACUUGGACUAUCAAGGCAGACAAUGCCAGUAAGGAAGCACUUGAAGAGUACAGGGAAGUGCUGACAAAUGUCGCACCCAUAUUUGAGCAGCUCAAGCCUUACAUGAAGAUCCUAUGGAUUUUACAAGACCCAGUUCUUCAGGAUAAGCUUUCUCCAGAAAGGCAGAUGAUUACUAACGACCAACUGGAUCUAUACAACAAAGCUGCCAUGGAAGUGCUGGAUGACAGCUGUAUCAUAUGGAAGUCCUCCCGGCUUGUUGCUCAGGGUUACAAUGGCGAUUCUGUGGACGGCCUCCACGUUGGUGCAAUUGCUCUCAACUACGAUGUACAGAUUCUCCUGAACAUGCACUGCAAUGAUCACAUGAACUUCAAUGAUGGCACGUGCUGUGCCAGCAGAGAGCCAAUCACAACGUUGCAACUGGCAACUGCCAUUGUCUUUGCAGUAUGUAUGGUGGCUUCAAUUGUUUUGCGCUGCUGUCGCAUGCACGCGAGGAAGGUUGUGGCGAAUGGCAUCAUUGCUCCUCAAAACAAAGCUAAAAUCAAACCAGCUGUUGGUGCAUUGGCUGGAGAUUGUGAUGUCUACAUCGUUGUUUCAUCCUUGGCAAAAUUUGGACUUAUAAUGGCCUACUUUUUUCUCUGUGAUAGAACGAAUUUCUUUAUGAAGGAAAACAAGUAUUAUAGCACACUAAACUUUUUCCUUCCGUUUGGUUACGUAAUGGCAUUGGGCUUGUUUUUCACUGAGGACUCUAAGCAGACUAUCGUACUACACAGAGAUCAGACUGAUGAAUGGAAAGGCUGGAUGCAGUUGGUCAUUCUCAUAUAUCAUAUGACUGGAGCAAGCCAGGUGCUGCCAAUAUACAUGCAAAUCCGAGUGCUGGUUACUUCCUACCUCUUCCUAACUGGAUUCGGUCAUUUCAGUUUCUUUUGGGCUAAGGGCGACUAUGGCCUAUUUCGUGUGUGCAAGAGCCGGUGUGCAUAUUUCCCCUUCUAUUGGCAAAGCCGGCAAAAUGGCCUGCGCCGUGUGUUAGAAAUGGUUUUUCGGCUAAACAUGUUAGUGAUCAUGCUGUGCUUCGUAAUGAACCGGCCAUAUCAGUUUUACUACUUUGUGCCGCUCGUCACUUUCUGGUUUCUAGUCAUCUACUGCACAAUGUGCAUGCUGCCUCAAGUUAGUGCGACAUCUGCAGAUGGGAGCCCAUGGCAUUAUCUUUACAUGGUUCUGAAGAUAGUAUUCCUGAUUGCUAUCAUCACAAUAUUAUUCCUGUCCGAGGUUUUAUUCGAAAAGAUCUUUGUCACUCGUCCUUUCAAGGCACUAUUUGUGACAAGUGAUGAUUCUGUGAAAGAGUGGUGGUUUCGCUGGCAGCUUGACAGAUAUAGCGUAGUCUUCGGCGUGAUAUUUGGCUAUGCCUACUUCCUGUUGAAAAGGUUCGAGCUGCUAGAUGACAAAGGCAAUGGGAGCUUGUUCUCCCGAGGCGUGUGUUGGAUAGUGUGCUUGUUGUCGGUAAUAGGCAUAAUGAGCUAUACAACAUUUACCUUUUUCUGCAAAACGAAGCCUGAAUGCAACGAGGUUCAUCCCUAUGUAGCUUUUAUACCGAUAACCUCCUACAUUAUUUUGCGCAAUGUUGCGGGAUUCAUGCGAACGAGAUACAGCACUUUCUUUGCUUGGUUUGGCAAGAUAUCAUUAGAGUUGUUCAUCAGCCAGUAUCACAUCUGGCUGGCGGCGGACACGCACGGCGUGCUCGUGCUGAUUCCCAGCUACCCGGUACUGAACGUCAUCGUGACGUCGUUCGUCUUCGUGUGCGUGUCGCACGAGAUCUCAAAGCUCACCGUCGUGCUGUCGAACUACGCGAUCCCCGGCAGUUGGAAGUACCUGGUGCGCAACGCCAUCAUCUUCACGCUGGUGCUCAUCCCGGUCGGAUUCUCACACGGCAUGCUCGGCUGAAGCGCGUGAGUCACGCUCGCAGAGCUAGUUAAAGGACGAGUUGCGAGUGCGGCGAGUUGCCUUCCGAUCAGGAGACUUUUGCAACAGACACAGGUGUGAGAUUUUGUGAGAGAUUCACUCGGAAGGUCCUGUGAGGUAACUCGCGCGUAACGAUACUGGCGAAGUGGCGUCUGCAAUCGAGAGUGGCUUCCAAGUUGUGCAGUAGCUUUGUAGGGUUUUCUACUUGAACUUACUACUGAACAUACUCAUGAACAUUCAUGUUGCGUCGAUCAUCAAACAAAACGUUGUGUCGCAUGCCACAAAGGUGUUUAGUUAGUUAUUAUUGUUAAGUGUUCCAGAUAUCAAAAAAUUGCAGUGUCUCGAAUGCCAUUACACCAUCAUAAAUGAAAGGCUAGCAACUCUCGUCUUCUAAUAAAAGCAUGGAAAGCUUUCAUGCUUACACCAAUCACAGGACUGAGCUAAUUAUCAAACAAAUUGUGCUUUUAUUUGUUCUGCCCCAUUAUUAUUCAAAGCCUGUUUAAGAUUUUAAAACGACUAUCCUCUUUAGUAGGCCUAAUAUACUGAAAUACUAUUGAAGGUGCAUUUGAAUUUGAGCAUCACUAUAUAAAAAUUAAUAUAUGCAUUCAACAGUAAUAACUGUGUGAUUAACCACAAAUUCAUUGUGGUAUUUAACGUUUUUGAUGUUAAUAAAUUUCAACCAAGGGUAGUGCAAUGUCAUUGGGCAUGCGUGGUUGAGUCUCCUGUCUGUUCUGCUUGUGUCCGUAGUCACAGGAAAGCCAUGAUGUGUUAUGCAUGAGUUACUUACUUAACGACGUAUGGAAUCAUCAUCUAGGUUACCCAGCUAUUUAUUACACUCAUCCCGUGGAACCCAGCAUGGCCCAGCAAUAUUUGGUUAGUUAUUCAUUUUUGCUGGUUGGUUUGUUAUUUGUUAUUAUUCAGGUUGUUGCAGAGAUUAUGGCAUUUGGCAAACAACAUUGAUGAGAAAAAUUAUUCACAUAUGCGUAUAUAUGUGAUUUUUAAAUUUGAAUUUUUUUUUAAAGUGCGAUUAUGCAAGUUCUAGCAAAAACAAAGGCUUGCUAUUGAAAUUAACCAGUUUUAGAUAAACAGUUAUGGCCUUUAAUGAGAUGCUUAUAUUUGUAUAAAUGUUUAUAAUUUAUUUUAAUCUUAGCUAUGUAUCAUAAUUAUAUAUGGUGCCGGUUUUUCAGAAUUAGCGUCUACUUCAUUGCGAACAUGUACUUAUCUCACAUAGGUUGCUCGCAAACGCCAACUAACCACCCCAUGUACAUUUCCACUGCAUCACAUCAGCAGCUGCAUUGACUAUUUGAGAAAUUUGCGAUUUCAAAAGCCGUGCUAGUAUAAGGCGAAUGGAAUUACACACGUAUCUAAUCAAAAGAUUAUCGUGUGUGUGCAUUCAUCAUGCAGUUAAUUAGCUCUUCCUUAGUUGAAGGUUUUCGUUAUUCACCUCACUUAGACCCGCCAUGCGCGAUGUCAACGUGGAGGACGAAUAAUGCAAUACAACACCUUGAAAAAUAAAUGUGGCGUGCGAAAUCCAUGAUAUGGCCAUGAACAUUAGCGGUAAAACAUUUUUCCACUAGUUGUUUGUCACCGCCGUGAUUGAUCAAGCUCGGUGCAUGAUACUCCUAAAUAUCCGGUAGAUUACAAGUUAAGUGACGGGCUUGGAAGAUAUUCUCAAUCUACUGGUAGAUAUUAACUUAAACUCGAGCAGUCUCGUGGCUAUAAAUGAGAAAUUUCAUACACGCUCGCGUUUACCUUGAUAACUUAUUUUGUAUCACAUUACUGUUUCAAAAUUGCGCAUACGUUGAGACUGUAUGCGUGUAUUACGCGAUUCGAGAAAAGAAUGUGGGUUCAAUAAGAUUGUCGGAAUGUUUGAAAGUUCAGUUGGACGCAAUGGAUGCCAUAGCGAUAUAUACACAUCUUUUCUUAGCUAAGAGCGUUUUACGGUGGUCGGAUAUCUGGUUUAAAGUCAUUGCUGGGAAACUGCGAUAGUUGCCCGUGCUUUCUGCAAUUAUGACUCGGUUGCUUGAUAGAAUACAGAUAAAUUGGUGAAUCGAAAUGGUGAUCGUUUACAUGCAAGUAUAUGCAAAUUCAACACUGCUAUAAACUUGACUUUGUAUCAAAAAAGAUUAGCCCUUCUCGAAUUUGAUAUCAUAAUAUGUGUUCUGUCAGAGCACUGAAACGUCAAGUAAAUUUGGGAAAAUGAAGCCUCCCGUUAAACUUGAUCUGCACAGUUCGAAAUCAACAGGUUUGAAAUUGUCCGUGUUUCAUUGGCUAGUCUCGUUUGUACUUAUUACGCGUGUAUAUAUGAAGUCCACCACUCCGAUGGUAAAUCAUUCUGGUAGAAACUUGUAAUCCAUUAGCGUUGAAAUUUGAUUUAAGGUGCGCUUAAUACAUUUCAGGGAACAAAGGAUAACGUUGUAUUUGAUUAGACGAUUAUAGAAUAGAAGAGAACAAACGUAAUGUUUAAAAUCCACUGGCUGUUCUUCAAAAGUACGUCGCCUGUUUAGCCUGAUGAUCACUACAGAAGUUUUAACCAAUGUAUUAAAGUAGGUGGAAACACGUUACUUACGAUUGAUUUCGAAAAUUGAUCGAUUGAUGUCUAUUGUUGGCGGCUGUAUUUUCUUCAUAGAAUACAUACUGUGCGUGUGUUUCCAAAUGUGGGUGGCUUUAACAUUUUCAGAGACGUUGCUGUCUAUGUCUGGACAAAGAAAUUUCCUAGGUAACACACCUACACUGUUCGUAUUCGUUUCGCCCCCGCUAUACUCGACAGUUAUAGUCGAGUAAUAUACUGGAAGUAUAAAAAUUAUACUUGUGUAAGAGCCGAUGAUUUUGCCGAGCUGCGAAAUCGAUCGUCGUACAGGAAACAACGAGACACGUUGGAAACGCCUAUGUAGGAUAAAAGGGGGGGGGGAGAUACUGUGUGAAUUCUAAUGUAAGUCAAGACUCGUAGGUUAAUUCUAAGUAGUUUGGAAGGCAAACGUUUUCAGUACAAUUCCCAUUACAACUCGGUUUUUAAUGUGUGGUCAUUACUUUUUUUUAAUUUAUUAACGUGAUAAUGAAAUUGUCUUGGCUUAAUGAUAUCAUGAUAAUCGAGCUAGCGAGAGAGGUUGUUGUAGCUGUGAAUAUUCCUAUACAUUUUUUGUGGUAACCCGUGCACUAACAUACUUGAAUGUGGCUUUACCGUUUUCGGGGAAUUGAAAACGUGACCUGUGUCAUUUCAUAACGAAACAAGCUAGUAGUUUAAUCAUGCAUGCAAGCAAUCAGGCAAGCUAAUACUGUGCUGCUGUUAUCGAACUGUAGACCGCAAUCGGGUACCCUCGGACCAUUCAGAGAAUAUCGCUCUUUUCUAGUGCAUUCUAGUGCAUUCUAGUGCAUUCUAGUGCUCUAACUGUUUUCUAGGCAUGACGGGAAGAGUCGAAUGGGUUUUCCGAUUGCUGUAGACCGGUGAUGUAUGACCUUUAUAAUAGCUGAUUGAUUACCAACACUGAAUUCAAGAUAAGUGACACGCAUUUAUUUUUUCAUCGUCAUUAUUGAACUGUGUCGCGGAAAAAGGUGGUCUUGCAUCGCCUCUGGACGAUCUGCAGCCGGAUAUCCGCGCGAAGCGCUCAAACGCCGCGUAGCGG
Messenger RNA from Priapulus caudatus, 6152 nucleotides. Its product is annotated as CAS1 domain-containing protein 1-like. The record is from RefSeq and is a predicted model, not a curated record. Lineage: Eukaryota; Metazoa; Priapulida; Priapulimorpha; Priapulimorphida; Priapulidae. The transcript is spliced from 22 exons. Bases 22 to 2511 code for a protein of 829 amino acids.